AUGUUAGAAUUCGUUCGAUCCCACCAAAUCGCAGCUCGCGGACACAACAUUUUCUGGGAAGAUGCCAAACACAAUCCACCAUGGGUGGUUAAUUUAACAACUUCCGAGCUCCAAUCAGCUGUGAAUUCCAGGAUCGAAAGCGUCGUGGGGAGAUACAAGGAACAAUUCAUUCAUUGGGACGUCAGCAAUGAGUUGCUACACUACGAUUUUUAUGAACAGAGGCUUGGGCCUAAUGCUUCCCUGGAAUUCUUCAAGAGGACCCACGAAUCCGACCCGUUGGCCACAUUGUUUUUGAAUGAUUAUAGAGUUGUUGAGACUUGUGAUGGUGUGAUGAAUGCAACUGUAGAUUCCUUCGUGUCGAAGAUGAAGGAGUUAAGGAGAGGAGGAGUUUCGAUGGGCGGAAUCGGGCUCGAGAGCCAUUUUCGUGUGCCGAAUUUGCCUCUCAUGAGAGCUGUUCUUGAUAAAUUGGCUACACUUGAACUCCCAAUUUGGCUUACCGAAGUUGACAUCAGUAAAACUGUUGGGCCGGAGAAACAGGCUUUGUAUCUGGAAGAAGUUUUGAGAGAAGGAUUCUCACAUCCAUCAAUGAAAGGAAUAAUGCUCUGGUCAGCCCUUAAUCCAAAUGGCUGUUACCAAAUGUGUCUUACCGACGACAAAUUCAACAACACGCCGGCCGGUGAUGUUGUGGACAAACUGCUGAAAGAGUGGCAAACAGGGACGAUCAAUGGCCAAACAAAUGAACAAGGAUCAUUCGUUUUUCAAGGUUUUUUGGGAGAUUACAAAAUUAGUGCUAGGUAUGGGGAUACAGUUGUUAACUCAACUUUCUCCCUUAGCCAAGGCGAUGAGACCAAACAUUUUAGCAUUCAACUCUGA
This is a messenger RNA of Oldenlandia corymbosa var. corymbosa, 873 nucleotides long. The record is from the annotation of a GenBank genome assembly. Lineage: Eukaryota; Viridiplantae; Streptophyta; Magnoliopsida; Gentianales; Rubiaceae.